Molecule: messenger RNA, 5663 nt
Organism: Carassius carassius (crucian carp)
Lineage: Eukaryota; Metazoa; Chordata; Actinopteri; Cypriniformes; Cyprinidae
Product: small conductance calcium-activated potassium channel protein 2-like
Exons: 10
Coding region: 302-2920 (872 amino acids)
Biological process (GO): potassium ion transmembrane transport
Cellular component (GO): neuron projection; plasma membrane; neuronal cell body
Molecular function (GO): small conductance calcium-activated potassium channel activity; calmodulin binding
Source: RefSeq, a predicted model, not a curated record
AUCGUCAUUCAGUGGCACAGGCAUGAAAAAGUCAAUCCCGCCAAGACAUCCAUCUUUCGCGCGUGUAUGACCUUGCUAAUAUCCAAUUCGCAUCUCUGGUUUAAUCUUAUCAACUGUAAACAUAAAGCGGUUUUCACACGAGGGCGGUGUUCAUCUCGGCGAUAACGUCACGAGGCAGGUUUUGCUCGAGCCCACCAAUGAGACGAGGCAGCUCGGUUCUUUUGGGGCACAUCGCAAUGAAUGGGUGUCGGUAUUUUACAAGGCAAAGGAGCGACCACAACCUGACGCGGAUAUUGAGGGGAUGCAGCAUCGGCACGCGGGAGCUGUCCACCAGCAGCACAGCAACGACGCGGACGCUCGUGACAGUCAAAAGGAAGGAUCUCGUCCAGUCGCCCCGCUCUUUAGUCUGCCGCCACCACCGCCAUCGAUAAAGGAGCGAUCCACCUUCUUACAUCACAGCCGACAUGCACAGCCCUGUCCGGACCGCGGCGUUGGGAACGGCGAGUGCCUGCCUUUGACCGGCCACGGAGAUCCGUUUCCAGGGGUCUCAUCUGCCUCUCAGUGCCAUCUGGAGGGGCUCUCACGGAGCAGUCAUUCUCCCCAGCACAGAUAUUCCGUUUCCCUGCAGCCCUCCCCAUCCGAUCUGCCGCCGCCGCCUCUGCCUUCGCGCAUUUCUAAUACGCGGGAUACGCGCCAAAAGAGCGCAAAUUACAAACAAGACAUCAUCGGAGAGGGGGGGCGUCGAGACCAAAACCAGUUGCUGCAGCAACCCUGUUAUAAUCAACAAAGAGACCCCUCCUUUGAGCCACUCUUGCCAAACUCUGGUCAAGGACAGAUAAAUGCACGCGAGGAAGCUGAAAAGGAGAGGCAAUUAAUUGAGCCUCAGGCUCAGUUACUGUUGGGCAGCAGCUUGCCCGUCAGCUACUGCAUCGGCGCAUCGGGGCAAGUGAGCAGAAACAAGCAGGUGCCGCUGUCGCAGCAUCAGCAUCAGCAUCAGCGGAGUGACAGAGACAGCAGCAGCGGCGGCAGCAGCAGAUACCGGGAGGGAGAAACCGCACUCUGGCAGCCGUAUCGAUGCAAGCGAGCGCUAGAGAGGAACUCGUCGGUCUCGAGUAGUGAAAACAGCAGUCCCCAGUACGGCUCCAGCAGUCAACUGUGGCCAGAGUCCCACGACAAGGAGGACAGGAAAAAUCGCGCAGGCAAACACAAGGCACAUGGUGAGCGAACAAAGCUGAGCCAUGCUGGAUCCAAGCCCUCCCUCUCCGAGAGCAGUCACUCACUCCCUCAGAUAGCCAUGAACAGCUGCAAGUACAAUGGAGGAGUGGUAAGACCACUGGGCAGCCUGGCGGCGUCACGACGCAACCUAGAAGAGCAUGACUCUGAGACCCAGCCACUCCAGACUCUUCACAGCUCCGGCCUGGAAGUGGUCGUCUCUAAGGGCAGCGGCGAGGACCCCAGCAAGGCGUCCAAUGAGAGCCUGGUCCGAGAGAGUGGCAAUGCACCACAGAAAAAAAAUAAAGAUAUAGGCUACAAGUUGGGCCACAGGAGGGCACUUUUUGAGAAGCGCAAGCGGCUUAGUGACUAUGCCCUCAUAUUCGGUAUGUUUGGGAUCGUUGUCAUGGUAACAGAGACUGAACUGUCCUGGGGGGUUUACACUAAGGAAUCUUCAUAUUCAUUUGCACUGAAAUGCCUUAUCAGCCUUUCCACUGUUAUUUUGCUUGGUCUUAUAAUAAUGUACCACGCUCGGGAAAUACAGCUGUUCAUGGUGGACAAUGGGGCAGAUGACUGGAGGAUUGCCAUGACGUAUGAGCGCAUCUUCUUCAUUGUCCUGGAGCUGCUGGUGUGUGCCAUUCACCCAAUUCCAGGCCAGUAUGUGUUCACGUGGACGGCCCGUUUGGCUUUUACAUACGUGCCCUCCGUGGCCGACGCCGAUGUGGACAUCAUCCUUUCCAUCCCCAUGUUCCUCCGCCUCUACCUGAUUGGCCGGGUCAUGCUCCUUCACAGCAAGCUCUUCACCGAUGCAUCCUCACGCAGUAUAGGUGCCCUCAACAAGAUCAACUUCAACACGCGCUUCGUCAUGAAGACCCUCAUGACCAUCUGCCCGGGUACCGUGCUUCUGGUCUUCAGCAUCUCCUCCUGGAUCAUCGCGGCCUGGACCGUUCGGGUCUGCGAGAGGUAUCAUGACAAACAGGAAGUCACUAGUAACUUCCUUGGAGCUAUGUGGCUAAUUUCCAUAACUUUCCUAUCGAUUGGCUAUGGAGAUAUGGUCCCUCAUACAUACUGUGGGAAAGGGGUCUGUCUGCUCACAGGAAUCAUGGGAGCUGGUUGCACUGCACUUGUAGUCGCAGUGGUAGCCAGAAAGUUAGAACUGACAAAAGCUGAGAAACACGUCCACAAUUUCAUGAUGGACACCCAGCUUUGUAAACGAGUAAAGAACACAGCUGCCAAUGUACUCAGGGAAACAUGGCUCAUCUACAAACACACCAAGUUAGUGAAGAAGAUAGAUCAUGCCAAAGUGCGCAAACAUCAGCGCAAGUUCUUGCAGGCCAUUCACCAAGCUCAGAAGCUCCGCAGUGUGAAAAUGGAGCAGAGGAAACUCAAUGACCAGGCCAACACUUUGGUGGACUUGGCAAAGACUCAGAAUGUGAUGUACGACCUGGUGUCAGAGCUGCAGGAACGCAGUGAGGAGCUGGACAAGCGUAUUGGCACGUUGGAGGACAAGCUGGACGCAGUCACCGGCAGCCUGCAGGCUCUGCCCUGUCUGAUCUCCCAAGCCAUAAUUCAGCAGCAGCAGGACCUCCUGGACGGUUUCAUGCACCGCUUCUGCCCUGCUUCGCUGGGCUCGGAACACUCCUGGACCCCCUCCAGACGGCGGCGCUCGCCCUCCACUGCCCCACACACUUCCUCCGACAGCGGCUAACGCAGGGCCUGGACCUGCUCGCCACUUCCAAAGGUCUCAGACUUAUUCACGUAAGAUGAUCAAGCCGAGAUAAGGACUUGUGUUAAUAAGUAGAGAAGAAUUAUCAAAAUAGUAGAUAUAUGGUUUAUGUUUAGCCAUUGUAUGGCUGUUCAAGUUAGCUUUUUUGUAAAGCCCUCAUAUAUUUACAAGACAGAGUUCAGGAAGCUGGAGUGAGUCCAGGAAACUAGUCCUUCAAACUGCGAGAUCAUGGGGUCCACGGGAGGGUGGGCCCGAGCAACGCCUGCCAGAGUGAACCAACACAGACCACAAAGGAGCGAAUCACCCACAUGGAAGCGAUUCACUGGUCCUGUAAGACAUCUGUGCCAGGAUGAGCAGCAAGAACGCGUCUGGGUGCUCUGCCAUGGUUUCAGCAUUCAGCUGGAGACGCAGGAGCACAUGACCUUACUACUGAGUAGAAUAAUGCAGGAAUGCCAACCUUAAGGAUUCAGUUCCCUUGCUCCUUUAAGGGAAAUUGGGUGCAAAUAACCUUUUUUUAGUUACAUACUGGCAUGUUAUUUUUUUCAGUGCCUGAAUGUAUAGAUUGUGGAGGGUUGUCCAUUUACAAAUUUUGGAGAUAGUUUUUGUACAAUGUUAACACGAGCAUUGCAUUCCUUUUUCAGAAACAUUCCUCUUGAAGACAUUUUUACUCGUCUGUCUUAACAAAUGCCAUUAACUCUGUCGCAGUCUUCUCUUAUUUUCCAAAGCCUUUCAAUACUUCCACCAGUUCGGCAAGGAAGGUAGGAGAGGAAAGAAAGAAGGAAAGAAAUAUAGGAAGGGAGAAAUAAAAGAAGCUAUAGUUUCUACUCAAACUGGUAACACUUUUAUUUUAACGAAAUCUGAGCUUCCAGAAGUCUUCACAUUACCCAGAGGCUGCGUUUUUUUUUUUUAAUCUGAAAUGACAGCACAUAGUGCUAAAUGCUGUGGUAGGCACAAAUGUAUGACAGGACUGAGAUUUAAACCUUGCAUGUUUCAGUGCAAUUGUGACGAAUGGAUUAUGGAUGGUUUUUCAAACGUAUGUGUGUGCUCUUUUUUGUUUUAAUUCAUUUAUUUUUACACAGAGAGUCCUUUUUAAAAUGUUGGAUAGUAUUUUUAGAGUUGCAAAUAUAGCGGUGCAGUAAUGUGGUAAUGUACAUUUAAUGCAUUCCUUGUUCUACCUAUAAAUGAAUUCCUCGACUCAAGAGAUUGACGAAUCAGUGGAAAGUAGGAGUAAUAGUAAACUAAUCAUUCAGUAAUCAUGAGAAGACCUUCUCUGAGAGAAUACAUCUGAUAGAGCAGAUGGAGAUGCUUAUGGAAGACAUAAUUGUGGCUCACAUUUGCACUUUUCAGAUCAUACCGUUAAGGCAGCUUCGAGCUCAAAUCUGUCUCUCCUGUUCACGUGUAUUUUUCAGACAUCUAUGGUUUUAAAUAAUCAUGUAACUUUAAAGCAACGGACAAUGUUAUGUGUUUGAUGGUGUAAUUCAUGGAUUUAAAGCUAAUGGUAAAUGACUACGAACCAUCACAUUGCAACUUGCUUUAGAAGAAUUUAAUAUUUAUUUUUAUUAAUUUUGACUUAAUUAAAAUAAGUAAAAAAAAAAACUAUUUCAGGCAAAACAUGCGGUAGUUAUUAUUUGUGCAUGAUUUUAUAUUCAUAAAAUAAUUUUUUGAUGAUUUUUAAUUGUUUUAUUUUGCAAGACAUUGGAUUCCUAACCAAAGCCUAUACCCUUAUCAUUUAAAAAACGAAUAUGUUUUAUGACUACAUCGAAAUAAAGCUGCACACUCACCUAAAGGUACAGACUUUGUGCACAGUUCAUGUGAGAUUGAAGCCAAAUUCCCUUCAAAACAUGCAUAUUUGCUUUUUCUGAUUUGCUUGUAAAACAUUUGUUAAAUUAUUAUUAAAUGAGAAAACGAUUUCCAAAAUUUGAGUGGCUUGAACACAACUCCAAUCCAACUUGUUUCAGUCUUGUCAAUACUAUGUUUAGGUCUUACGUAUUUCCAAUCCUCUGUUCUUGUGUACAAACGAUGCCUAAAAUUAGCAACCUUGCCAAACAACAACUCUAUUUAAACUUAAAAAAUAGAGAAUUCUCACAGCUUUCAUUGUUAAAAUAUACUUGACACUUUCAGCACAUUUUGAUAAAACAGACAUCAAAGACGAACUGAGAAAGCCGGUCAUAACAUUCAGUUCCUAAUGUAGACAAAAAUAGAAGGAAAGGCUGCUUUACUAUUCAAGCCUGCUGUUGAUGACCAAAAUCAAGUGCAAUUUAGAUCCUUGUUAAAAAUAACUGGAUGUACGAUUGCAUGGUUUUAAACUACAUGACCAUGACCUUUGUUCAUGCCUUUCUCUCUCUUUUCACUGUCAACACAGUCUAAAUGUUGUUAUGUGCCAAUUAUAAAGUAAGACUCAGAUGCCUUCUGAUGUCAAACUGCAUACACGAGUAGAUGGGACACCAAAUCACUAGAACGUAUUUUAUUGGACUACAUGAUUUUUUUCCCUUUCUGAUUUUUUCCUAAUUGCCUUUCUUUGUGAAAUAUCUGUGAAUGAUUAAACAGAGAGAUGAACUUGCAUUUUGUAUCCUCCCAGGUUGACUGUACAUAAAGGCAUGGGUUAUCAUGGUCUCGUAUGUUGAGAUCCUCUUAUUUUGUUUACAUAGAGGUAGCCCAAGAAGCUACAGUGUGGACAAAAUCUGCCCAUGUUUCAGAUAAUAAAUAUCAAAUUCUUGAGAAUAAA